Scatophagus argus is the source of this 2372-nucleotide messenger RNA. RefSeq names its product UDP-Gal:betaGlcNAc beta 1,4- galactosyltransferase, polypeptide 2 (gene b4galt2). Gene Ontology annotation, biological process: carbohydrate metabolic process. Gene Ontology annotation, molecular function: glycosyltransferase activity. The transcript is spliced from 8 exons. Bases 1139 to 2353 code for a protein of 404 amino acids. The record is from RefSeq and is a predicted model, not a curated record. Lineage: Eukaryota; Metazoa; Chordata; Actinopteri; Scatophagidae.
GAAUGAACGAGUUUCACGACCUUCCGGGCUUCCGUAGACAGCAGGAGCGAAAAGACCUGCCCGCUGCCUCAGAGCAUCCUUUUUCCUUGCUUUCUUAUCGUCCUCACCAAAACACAGCGGGAUGACGGAAAAUCAAGAGGACAGCGUCUCUCUGCUCGCCGGUUUGCGGUCGAAUAUCAUCACGGGUUAAGUUAGCCGUUCGGCUAGCGUAAUGCUACACAACAUGAGGCUUUCUCCUGACGAGGAGCACACAUAAUAGCCUGCCUCUGGAAGCGAAAAGAAUAUACUUAUCCCUCAGAGCGAGCUGGGCUCAGUCUCCAGCUCCUAGUGCUUUUUUUUUUUUAAAAAACAUUUCUGGCAACAAAUUGCUCAGUGACAGUUUGUUUUUAUCAGUUUAAUAUUUUGCUCGGACGAAUGAAACCAGUGGCUCUCCUGUGAGGAAGAUGCACAGAUAGAAGUGGUCGCUUGACAACAUCAAGGUGCCUAAGUCUUUCCUGGUUUAAGUUUACUCGCAAAGGCAACAGUAGUUCAGAUACAGUACUGGAGAUGGCCAACCAACAGACUCAGACCUGAUGCCAAAAGAAGAGGACAUCUGGACUGGAAUAUCAGCUGAUCAUCUACUCUGAACUGAUGAAUGUUUGUUGUCAGCCUCCCGUUGUGCGGAUCACUUAUUAGUUGGGUGCUUUAAGUAAUAGUCCUUGGACUAAUUGGACUGGCUCUUGACAUUAUACCACAUGACUGCAACAGCAUCUUGACACCGCGAUAGUGACUAACACAACAUACGAUCGCCCAUAUCUGAAUGAAAUUUGGGCCUUAUAUCUUAGAUUACAGUGAAGGUAUCAUUAGUAGCUGGUUGCCAUAUCUGCAGUUGAAUACCUUAGAUUAAGCUUCAUCUCACCCAGGGAUCGAGACUGAUUAAUAUAUUUUAGUACUUUUGUCAUGCAGGGAAUCUGUGGAUGCACCACGAACAAGCUGGCAUCUCAGGCCGUAGGUGUAGCUGACUGUGUAGCCUCCCUGUUCACAGAUAUGACCCCAUGACCCCCAUAGAAGUCAGAUAGUCAGGUGUCAGCUAUUCAAAUGUCUUUAUCAGAGAUCUAAUAGCAGCUGAUAUUGCCAACAUGGCCAUCUGGAUGAUCGCAUGCGUGUAGCCGUGCCGACAUUGUCGUGGCUGGCCGUCGCAGGACGGUCAUCUUCCUCGGCCAUGACCCGGCUGAUGUUGGGCCGGACUCUGGAGCGCAUCUGUAAAGGCGUCCUGCUGCUCUGCCUGCUCCAUUUUCUCAUCAUGAUGAUCCUUUACUUCGACGUGUACUCCCAGCGCUUCGACCUCUUCAGCCGCUUCAACAACGGCCGCAAUGGAUCCAGGAAUAACGCCAGUGGAGCAGCUGGGAAUGGACAUCAUUUUUACUAUUACAACAUUUCCAGGCCCAAUGCAACAUUAGCCAGCUUCCUGGCCACAGGCGAGCAGCUGGUGGCGAGCAUGCAGCCCGAGACCAAUCAGACGCCAUCCCCCAAACCGCUGCCUCCAUGCCCUGAGAGCCCGCCCGGUCUUGUGGGGCGUCUGUUGAUCGAGUUCAGCUCCCAGAUGACGAUGGAACGAGUGCAGAAGGAAAAUCCCAACGUGACGGAAGGAGGCCGCUACACACCGCCUGACUGUCGGCCGAGAUGGAAGGUUGCCAUCAUCAUCCCGUUCCGUCACAGAGAAAACCAUCUGAAGUACUGGCUCCACUACCUCCACCCGAUCCUCAGGCGGCAGAGGAUUGACUACGGCAUUUACAUCAUCAACCAGUUGGGUGAGGACACAUUCAACCGAGCCAAGUUGCUGAACGUUGGCUACACGGAGGCUUUGAAGGACGCAGAGUACGACUGCUUUAUCUUUAGCGACGUGGACCUGAUUCCAAUGGACGACCGCAACCUCUACCACUGCUACGAUCAGCCGAGACACUUCGCCAUCGCCAUGGACAAGUUUGGCUUUAGGCUGCCGUAUGCAGGAUACUUUGGAGGAGUGUCAGGCCUCAGUAAAAAACAGUUUCUGAAGAUCAAUGGCUUCCCCAACGAGUACUGGGGCUGGGGAGGGGAGGACGACGACAUCUACAACAGAAUCACUCUGAACGGGAUGAAGGUGUCCAGGCCAGACGUUCGCAUCGGCCGCUACAGAAUGAUUAAACAUGAGAGAGACAAACACAACGAGCCCAACCCACAGAGAUUUAAUAAAAUACAAAACACCAAGAACACGAUGAAGAAGGACGGCAUCAGCUCUCUGACCUACAGACUGGUUCAGGUCAAGAAGUACCCUCUGUACACAAAUAUCUCUGUGGAGAUCGGCAAACCACCGCCCCGGCCUCUCAAGGGCUAGAGACAGAGGGAGGAAGAUG